Messenger RNA from Beauveria bassiana ARSEF 2860, 948 nucleotides. RefSeq names its product zinc-binding dehydrogenase. Lineage: Eukaryota; Fungi; Ascomycota; Sordariomycetes; Hypocreales; Cordycipitaceae. The transcript has a single exon. The coding region runs from base 1 to 948 and encodes 315 amino acids. Gene Ontology annotation, molecular function: oxidoreductase activity. The record is from RefSeq and is a predicted model, not a curated record.
AUGCGCGCAGUCCAGGUCCUCGGGGAAAAGUCAUCGCCUCAGCUGAGCCUCUCGAGCACCUUUCCCAUACCCUCUGCUACUGGCGACGAGGUGCUCAUCCGUGUUACCGCUGCUGCCAUUACCGCCGACGAAGUCUCGUGGCCAGAGGUAUACGAAUCCAACCGCAUCCCCGGGCACGACAUUGCCGGCACCAUAGUGUCUCUGGGCGACGAUUACAAGGGCACUGUCAAACCCGGCGAUGAGGUCUUUGCCAUGAUCAAGGCCGCGGCCAAGGCGGGCGGCCAGGCGGACUACGUGCCAGUGAGUGGCAGCGAAAUAGCGCCCAAGCCGCGGUGCCUCUCCAUGGCGGAGGCCGCCGCGCUGCCGAUUCCGGUCCUGACGGCCUGGGAGGCUCUGCAGGAGCAUGCGGCGAUUCAAAAGGGCGAUAGAAUCCUGGUGACGGGCGCCUCGGGCGCGGUCGGCACUAUGCUCGUGCAGAUUGCGAGCAAGCUGCUGGGCGCCGAGGUGAUUGCGCUCGCGUCGCGUAAGAGCCAUCCGCAGCUGCAGAGCCGGGGCGCCAGCCACUGCGUCGACUAUAAUGCGCCAGACUGGGAAUCGUCCUUUGGAAGCGUCGAUGCAGUCUUUGAUACAGUCGGAAGCCAAGUUUACAGGAAAAGCUGGCGCAGCCUGCGACAGGGCGGGACCAUGGUCACGGUAGCGGAUCCUCCCCCCUCGUGGGCGUUUAAUCACGGCAAGCCAGAGGAGCUGAAGGAGAAUCCGAACGCAAAAUAUAUUUAUUUCGUCGUCACGGCAAAUGGAAAGAAUCUGGAAAAGAUAGCGGCGUUGUUUGACAGUGGAGUGCUCAAGCCGCUCGCCGUGGUAGAGUUCGAAGCUGAAAAGGCGCUGGAGGCAUGGGAGUAUGCGGCAAAGCGAGGUCGAGACGGAAAGGCAGUUAUCCGCUUUUCAUAA